Lynx canadensis (Canada lynx) is the source of this 3141-nucleotide messenger RNA. It is a transcript of the gene ITIH6, whose product is annotated as inter-alpha-trypsin inhibitor heavy chain family member 6. The record is from RefSeq and is a predicted model, not a curated record. Gene Ontology annotation, biological process: hyaluronan metabolic process. Gene Ontology annotation, molecular function: serine-type endopeptidase inhibitor activity. NCBI's taxonomy places the organism in Eukaryota, Metazoa, Chordata, Mammalia, Carnivora, Felidae.
AUGGAGGACAAGAUCUAUCCUACUGUAAAGUGUUUCAAGGAAGCAAAAAUACUUCUUGUGGCCUUUCAAAAUACUUUCUGUGGUCUCUUCUUCUCCAUGAAGUGGAAUGAAGAAAAAGAUCACCCAUUUUGUUCUAAAAAGGCCACGAAUAGGAUCCUUGGUGGCCUGCAAGCCAAUGACUACUUCAGCAUCACCAUCUUUUCUGAAAUGGUUAGUGUCUGGAAAUCUGGAGGCUCCAUCCAGGCCACCAUCAAGAAUGUCCACAGUGCCAAGGACUAACUGGAUCACAUGGAAGGUGAUGGUUGGACCAACAUCAGUGCAGCUCUGCUGGAAGUUGUUUCAGCGCUAAACCAUAGCAACAAAGAGGCUUGGUGGGGCCCCAAUGUGGGGAGAAAUCUUUCUCAUCGUCUUUCUGAUAGAUGAGGAGCCAAUGUGAUGACCCCCAGUGUGAUCCUUUCCAACAUCUGUCAGGCGCCGGGCCACAGGAUGUCCCUUUUCAAUUUGGCCUUUGAGGAAGGUGACUUCCCCCUGCUGUGUUACCUAUCCCUGGAGAAUUGGGGAGCAGCUCAGUGCAUAUACAAGAACACUGAUGCAGCCUUACAGCUGGAGGGCCUCUAUGAGGAGAUCUCCAUGCCUUUUCUGGUAGACAUGCAUCUGGACUACCUGGACAGCUUCGUUGAGGCCUCCCCUUGGGCCCUUUUCCCCAAUUACUUUGGUGGCUCAGGGUUGGUGGUGGCAGGACAGAUUCAAGCAGGCAAGUGGUAACUGGGCAUCCAUCUGGCAGCCCAUGGCCUCAAGAGUCAGCUUCUUAUGGCCUGCCACAGUGAGGUGGCCACCAACAGAAGCAAGAAGAAAUUUGGUUUCUCAGAGGAGCCAGUCUACAAUAUAGCCCACUUCACCUGCGGUCUCUCGGCCAACCUCACCAUUGGAGAGUUGCUGGAGGCACACUUCCAAGCCCAUGACACCUGCACUCACCACCUUCUGGGAGCCAAAGUCCUCAAUCUGUCCCUUGAAUACAACUUUGUCACUCUUCUGACUUCACUAGUCAUGGUGUAGUCCAAGGAGGCAAAUGAGAAGGCCAGGAUACAGACUUGCACCACAGCUGGACCAGGCACCAUUAUGCCCUCAUCCACCAGCAGGUAUGGCCUAGGGACAGGCAUAGCCCAGCCAGCCUUGCACCAGGUCUCUCCCAAAUCAAGCCUUGUGAAACUAAGAUUCUGCUUAUUCUCAACUAUUCCUGCCUCUACAACAAUUAUGCCCAGUUACAAGGAGUGGGAGCCAUUGGUUCAGAGCACCACUACCCUUCCAGUACACCCAAAUCCCCUAAAUCCAGCACAACAGGAUUCUGGCACCUUGGUUCAGCUAACUCUCAGAACAAAAACUGCUGCUGUUGUGUCCUCAAAUUAUGGUGCCCUAUUGCUUCUGAAGCCCAGUGUACCAUCACACCAGAAUCCUGGUACCCUAUUACUCAUGAAUCCCAAGACAAAAGUCCCACAUGUAAAUCCUGGCACCCUAUCCCAGCACAAAGCUGACACUAUGAAACAUGUUAUUCUACUGCACUAUAAACCUGGUGCUCCAUAACAACCCAAACUGGAUACUUCAUCACACUUAAACCUAGUACUCAUAUCGCAGUCACCCAAAAACUUGCCACAGCACAAGCCUGGAGUCUCAACACUUCAGAUACCCAAAUUUCUACUACACAUUAGACCAAAGUUUACUUCUCACAAGACCCCACACAACCUGCCACACCCUAAACUCAGGAUCCUCUUACCUCAGACCCUUAAAAUCCCAUCACCUCUUACGAGUACCCCAUCUCCCCCAAAUUACCCAAGCUUAUCAUUUUCCAAACUUAGGACCCCAAUCUCCAAUAAACCCCAAACUCCAUUAUCCUCCAGACCUGCCAGACAUACACCACCUCCUCAGAAUCCAAGCACAUUCACAAGCACAACCUCAAGUCCCACAAGUCCCAGUAGUACCAUGACCACAUCUGUCCUUGGAGAACCCCGCCCUAUUCCCUUUAACCCCACCCUGCCCUCUGCUGCCCCCAGAAGGUUCUGGCAUCAGCAAGACCUGCUGCUGGGGCCCCAAAGCACCAGGCAAAUUCUGGGAAUAUCUGUGUCAGAAGCCCCAACAAUUAUCCUACCCAGAAGCUCCAGGCCUAUGCCAGAGGGCAGCUUCCCAAACCUGCCAGUCUUGUUAUCUUCUAGCACCUUCCCUGAAGUGGUCAGCCUACUCCAUCUCCCUGAGGAGCUAGAGCUGCUGUCCGAGGCAAUGUUUGUGGAGUCUUUGAACCCACUGGUUUUCUAUACAUUCCUCACUCCUGACAAAGAUGGAAAUCCACUUUAGGAUGACAAUUCUGAGGAGAUCCUAGGAGGAGCUGGAAGCAGCACAAAAUCUCAGAGAAGUUCUGUGGGGCUAGCAAAAAGUGAAAAAAAUUGUAUCUCCUGCCUUGCCGUGGAUGGGGACCUUCACUUUGUGAUCCACAUCCCACACUCAGAGGAGAGGAUCUCACUGGAUAGGCUCCCAGGGGACCUGCUACAGCUCACAGACAAUCCAAAGGCAGAACUGCAUGUGUAUGGAUGCCCACUUGGGGCACCACCAAGGCAAGACCACAAGGAGCAGAACACAUACUUCCAUGUUUUCAUUGUUACUACAGAUAAACCAGGGGCCUACAUUAUCACCAUCCUCCACAGUUCCAUAUCUGUGCAAGGCGAAAGUACCUUGCUCCUAUCCUAGGACCAGCCUGCUUUGCUGAAAAGGCCCCAGCUGGAGAUCCAUGUGAUUGCUACAGCCUGCCUUACCCUUCACCUUAGGCCCCACCUCGAGUUCCUUGUUCUCUGGUACUGCCACAGGCACCCCAGCACCCUGCAACUACCCCACCUGGAGUUCUAUGUGGUCAAUGUCUCAGGCCUCAGUCCCUUGACUCAUGGUCAGCUGAGGCAAUUCCAGCACACAGACAUCUGGCUGGUGGCAGGGCCUAUGGGGCAAAGCCUGCAGAGGCACCAAGAGCCAGGUGUGCCUGUAGUUCUAGAGAGGUUGAUGAAGGAAUCGCUGAGGCUGCUGCCCUGCUCGGCUUCCUGCUGGCUGGUGAAAUGUUCUCAUGUACAGCAGCUGCUGUGCUACCUUGCCUAUGUACUGUGA